Molecule: messenger RNA, 1683 nt
Organism: Penicillium odoratum
Lineage: Eukaryota; Fungi; Ascomycota; Eurotiomycetes; Eurotiales; Aspergillaceae
Product: putative alpha/beta hydrolase
Exons: 2
Coding region: 1-1683 (560 amino acids)
Biological process (GO): cardiolipin acyl-chain remodeling
Cellular component (GO): mitochondrial inner membrane
Molecular function (GO): A2-type glycerophospholipase activity
Source: RefSeq, a predicted model, not a curated record
AUGGCGGAAUCACUGAACUCGUCGGACACAGACGUCAGUGGUCGUGUCUCGCCUUCACAGAGCCACGAGGGCAUCCCACACGCUGCUGGAGCUGCAGCUAGCGGAAAAGCGCCGAGUCCAGCAUUCUUCCCGUUGGGGUACAGAGAAGGCUUCAGCCAAUGGUGGGCUCGUCUACCUGCUGCUGCGGCCGAACAUAAAGUUCUAUCCUUCCUCCCUUAUUUACAUCACCAACCCCCGACCCACCUCCAGACUGGUAACACAUCCGACUACCCUAAUGGAAAUACCCCAGGCAGCCUGCAAUCUGCGGACCAUAACCAACAAGGCGAGAUUUCAGCCCAAUCUCACGAUGACCCCUAUGGGCCCCGCCGGUGGAGCUCUAGCAUGGUGGAGCUGAGCGGGAAAGACCGGGCUCUCAACGAGUUCUCGGUAGAAAGGGUUGGGGAAGAGGCUGACCAGCAUUUGGUUAUGCUGCAUGGAUAUGGCGCUGGCCUUGGAUUUUUCUACAAGAACUUUGAGCCGCUGAGCCGGCUGAAGGGAUGGCAGCUUCACGCGCUGGAUAUGCUAGGCAUGGGCCGAAGCACACGCCCACCAUUUAAGAUUAAAGCCAAGGAGCGUGAAGAAGCUAUCAGGGAAGCUGAGGCGUGGUUUGUUGAUGCGCUGGAGGAAUGGCGCAUCAAGCGCAAGAUUGAUCGGUUCACCUUGCUUGGCCAUAGUCUGGGUGGUUAUAUGGCCGUCGCAUACGCUCUCAAGUACCCGGGUCACCUCAACAAGCUUAUCCUCGCAUCCCCUGUGGGAAUUCCCGAGGACCCGUUUGCGGUCACCGCAGACGUGACUGAGCCGUCAGAGUCUACGCUACAGAAUGAGCUCACCCAGGACCAACGGGAUAUCACCUCUUCUGCUGCACCAAAGACCAGCGAUGGCAGCUUUAUCACAGGCCGAAACCCUGAAGCACAGCCUGCAGCCCCGAACCAACCACCUCGCCGAGCCCUUCCCAAGUGGUUCGCCUACCUGUGGGACGCCAACAUCUCGCCCUUUAGUAUUGUGCGCUGGACAGGUCCUUUCGGGCCACGAAUUGUGUCGGGUUGGACUUCUCGUCGCUUUUCACACCUUCCCGCUGAAGAAUCCAAGGCAUUGCACGAUUACUCCUACUCGAUUUUCAGUCUUCGGGGAAGUGGAGAAUAUGCGCUGGCAUAUAUUCUCGCGCCAGGCGCAUUUGCACGCAGCCCUCUUAUCCACCGUAUCCAGGGCGUGGGUCGACAGAUGAUCAACCCUGGAAACCCCCUACCCAUUCCCCCUGCUACGGAGUCAUCUUCUUGUUCCAUCUUCUCCAAAUUUGGAGCUAAAGCAUCUACUCCGGCCGAGGAACCCACCCCCCCUGUUCCAGCCACUGCAACACCCGCUCCACGACGCGAGAAUGGACUUCCCGUCGUUCUCAUGUAUGGUGAUCAUGAUUGGAUGGACGUAUCGGGUGGUCACGCUGCAGCCGCUCGUUUGGACGAAGAGAAGCGCCGCGUCCUGGCUGAUGCCACACCGGAAGAGCGACAGAAGGACCAAGGCUCUGCCAAGGUCGUCAUCAUCAAAAGAGCUGGGCACCAUUUAUACUUGGAUGGAUGGAAGGAGUUCAACAAAGUGGUGUUGUCUGAGAUGGAGGAUGUUAAUAAGCGGGAGAGGGAGAGGGUAUGA